AUGAAUGAAGAUGAUCGCAUAGACAUCGACAGCCGGCCCGGUGAACAACCUGAAGAGACCGAAAGUAAAAGAAAGCAGAGGUUUGAGGUGAAGAAAUGGACCGCUGUGGCGUUCUGGUCGUGGGAUAUAGUGGUGGAAACAUGCGCUAUUUGUCGUAACCAUUUGAUGGAGCCAUGUAUUGAAUGCCAGCCAAACAACAUCAACAAAACAUCAGAGGAGUGUAUUGCCGCAUGGGGAGUGUGCAAUCACGCCUUCCACAAGCAUUGUAUCGAGAGAUGGUUGAAGUCUAGACGGGUUUGUCCAUUGGACAACAAAGAAUGGACAUUCCAGAAGUUUGGCACAUGA
Sungouiella intermedia is the source of this 345-nucleotide messenger RNA. NCBI's taxonomy places the organism in Eukaryota, Fungi, Ascomycota, Pichiomycetes, Serinales, Metschnikowiaceae. The record is from the annotation of a GenBank genome assembly.